Molecule: messenger RNA, 2265 nt
Organism: Aspergillus steynii IBT 23096
Lineage: Eukaryota; Fungi; Ascomycota; Eurotiomycetes; Eurotiales; Aspergillaceae
Exons: 2
Coding region: 1-2265 (754 amino acids)
Source: RefSeq, a predicted model, not a curated record
AUGCCCUUUUGGCGCCAGAAGCCCCAGUGGCCCCCUUUGCCGUCUGUAGAAGACGAAGUUGCAUCCCUUUCCCGUGAAUGGCAAGGACUGUCGAACCUUGGAGAAAACCCCGGAGUCGAAGGAGUGUGUGCCAGAGGAACCGUUGAUCAGUAUCCCGUGAUCAUGGACGUGUUUUGUUACUCAGAAGAGACCUUGGUUGUGGAGGAAUUCUCCCGGGAACCCAGUUCUUCUUCGGAUGACAGCGCCGGGCCGCCAACGCCGCCCACGGAUUUCCCUCAGUUUUCAAUUCCUCAGCACCUCGCCAGCAAACUCGACUUGAAUAACUUCCCUUUUGGUCCGUCCCCCUUUUCCCUGCCACCAACAUCUCAGAAGGCCCUUCCUCCAGGCCCUUCACCCCAGAGAACCACGUCGCACCCAGGACAUAUCCCCCAAAGCACCACCAGCGCAGGAUCGAGGUCUUCUUCUCGCCAACGCGAUCCCAGUUCCAGGAGCACUCGAACCCGGAAGGAAGCCAUCCCGGCAGGGCCCAAGGAAUCUCCUCCAGCACUCCGGAAGGGUCUGUCCCGGGUCCACACCCAUAAUGGACAGCAGUCGGAACCCGCCUCAUCGUCCGUUCCUCGACGAUCAGAGAGUGUUAAAUCCGCACGGCCCUUGAGACGCUCAGCAACAGAUACACAGCGGCCCGGCUCUUCCUCGGGUUACUUGUCUGACUCGAAUGCAGCCAAGUCCAAAACCAAGACCAGGCGCGAUCGUCCAGAACCCCUACGGGCCUCAACGAAUCUGAAGACUGUUGCGGACGUUCCCAACACGCCCACCCUGGCCGAGAGAUUGGAGGAAAAGCUGCGGCAGCGACAGGAACAACGUGACUCCAAGGGCACGGCACACAGCGAUGUGCAAAAGCCAUCCGUUCCUUUGUCGGCCGCCAAACCUCCGAAGCCUUUCGAGCGCAAAAUUGAGCUUCCUGUGCAGAGGCCCCCGUCGCGGCCUAAGACGGCGUCGCCGAAGCCUGAUCGCCCACGAAGUGCCGAGCAGGAUCCCUUCUCAGCCUCGUUUGCUACUGUGACGCCAGCAGAUCAGGUGCCAUCCAGCCGUAUGACCACCAGGCGCACAGUAUCCUUCUUUGAAGAUGCACUUAAGCCGCCUUCGUGCCACCGGAAAGCUGAACCGGACAUUGUCCAGCAACUACAAUCAUCUCGCAGCAACUCUCCCCAAGGUUCCGUUCGCCCACCCUCUCCCAGCAAGGAUGGAUCCUGCCUGCUGCCCUGCCCUCGAUCCGUUCCGGUGGCCGGUUAUCAAGACUGGUUCACGAUCCGAGGGAUGACUCAUCUGAAUAUUUGCCCUUCAUGCAUGAAGCAGAUGCGCAAGUCCAAAUUCCGGGACGCCUUCAUUCUAGGAACCCCUCGGUCCCGUGGCGACAUGAUCCGCUGCUCGAUGAGCGAGCCGUGGACCCGGCUGGCCUGGAUGCAAACCGUCAAGAAACAACUGGACCACCUUGACCUCCUCCAACAGAUCACGCGGACCCGAUCAUCAGGCAGCAAGCCAUGUCCUGGCCGCAUCGUCAGUGAACAGCACUGGUACCGCGUCGUCGACCCGGACACAGGUCUAUUCCUCCCCAAAUUCAACGUCUGUUCCGCGUGUGUCAAGAACCUACGAACCUUGAUGCCUCCCCACCGGAACACCUUCAAACGAAGCACGGCCCUGCAAGCCCGCGUCUGCGACUUCGUGACCGACAGCCCCCGCUUCGUCCGAUACAUCGACUACCUCGACAUUGCCGCCAACCGGUCCGAAAUGGAAUGGACCUCCCAGCCCGACCUCGGCGACUUCAUGGCCUACGCCCGCCGCAAGGUCGUGCUCCGCGACUGCCGUCGCGACCGCCUGGUCCUCAACACCUGGCACUACAUCCCGCAGCUCCCCGAGCUGACCGUGUGCGAGGACUGCUACGACGAUGUUGUCUGGCCCCUCGUCAAAGCCAACCACCCGAUUGCGCGCAAAUUCUCAACCCUCAUGCGCCUGCCCCCGGGUGAGGGGCCCUCCCGAUGCCGCGAAGCAAGCUGCCAACUGUACUCGCCGCGCAUGCGCACCAAGUUCCGGGACGCGGUGCAGCGCGACGACCUGAUGUAUCUGAAGCUGGCUGCGUUGCGGCGAUUUGACGCGGAACAACGAUUCCGGGAACGACAAGAAGAACUAUUGGAUGAUGAAGCGCGUGGAUAUGAAUGUGAGACGGAGCUGAGGAAGAAUCUCGAAGAAUGGAAAGCCUGGGAGUAG